Messenger RNA from Williopsis jadinii, 659 nucleotides. RefSeq names its product iron-sulfur cluster assembly scaffold protein. The record is from RefSeq and is a predicted model, not a curated record. The transcript has a single exon. Gene Ontology annotation, molecular function: ferrous iron binding; 2 iron, 2 sulfur cluster binding. Gene Ontology annotation, cellular component: cytoplasm; mitochondrial matrix. Lineage: Eukaryota; Fungi; Ascomycota; Saccharomycetes; Phaffomycetales; Wickerhamomycetaceae. Bases 97 to 555 code for a protein of 152 amino acids. Gene Ontology annotation, biological process: iron-sulfur cluster assembly; intracellular iron ion homeostasis.
GUUGAUUUCUCUUUUUUCGCUCUCUUUCUCUUUCUCUCAUCAUUGUCAAUUUUUUUUUGAGAGAACGUUGAUACUGAUAAGCACAGCGAUACAACUAUGUUUAAGUUACAAAGCAGAUUGGUUAGCAAGGCAUUGAAGCCUCUGACACAGCAGACGCGUAUGUACCACCCAAAGGUUAUUGACCACUAUCAAAACCCUCGUAACGUUGGUUCUCUUGAUAAGAGCCUUCCGAACGUUGGUACCGGGUUGGUUGGUGCGCCAGCAUGUGGUGAUGUUAUGCGUCUCCAGAUACAGGUUGAUGAUAAGACUGGGGUGAUUCAAGAUGUCAAGUUCAAGACGUUUGGGUGUGGAUCUGCGAUUGCGUCCAGUUCUUAUGUCACCGAGCUCGUCAGAGGUAAGACCAUCGAGGAGGCUGCAAGAAUCAAGAACAAAGAGAUUGCGCAGGAGUUGAGUUUGCCACCUGUGAAGCUCCACUGCUCUAUGCUCGCAGAGGAUGCGGUGAAGGCGGCCAUCAAGGAUUACAAGGCUAAGAAGUUUAGAGACACUGAGGCUUGAGGGCCUUGUCCUGGUGUUGUCAUUUCGCUUAAAUGGCUUUACUCCUUUAGCAUUCAUUGAGCUUUUGUUUUUUGUUGUUGUUUUUGUUAGUGUUGUUCCUGGAU